Messenger RNA from Leucoraja erinaceus (little skate), 3426 nucleotides. RefSeq lists its product as uncharacterized. Gene Ontology annotation, molecular function: catalytic activity. The record is from RefSeq and is a predicted model, not a curated record. Lineage: Eukaryota; Metazoa; Chordata; Chondrichthyes; Rajiformes; Rajidae. The transcript has a single exon. Bases 91 to 2643 code for a protein of 850 amino acids.
UGAUGGAACGCUCUCCAUUUGCUUGCAUGUGUUCAGCACCAAAAACUCUCAAGACAAGUUUUAUAUAAAGAGACUUUACAAUGCAAGAAAAUGUCCUGUGGAAAUUUCAACUCCUUCGAAUAUGUCGCUGCUCAGCUGAGUUCUCCCCAGCGAACAAUACUUUUAACUAUAUACAGGCCACCAAAAUAUGAUGCACAGUUUUUUGAUGAGAUUGCCAAAUUACUGUCCAUUGCAUGCAUUGAUUUCGAUUGUGUUGUCUUAGUGGGUGAUUUUAAUAUUCACAUAGAUAAUGCAGAGGAUGGAGGUACAAAAGAGCUCCUGAACAUUUUGGACAACUUUGGACUUAAUCAGCACGUAACAGAGCCAACUCACAAUAGGGGGCAUAUAUUGGAUCUGAUUAUUUCCAAGGGUCUCGACAUUUCUGAUGUUUUGGUGACUGAUGUUUCCGAUCACCACUGUGUAUUUUUUAAAACGACCAUCUCUGCUAGCAGUAUCAGAAAGGAACCAGAGGUGAUCAAAAGGAGCUGUAUCAAUGAAAACACCAGCGCAUUGUUUACUCAGGCCUGUACACCACCACCAACUCUGCCCUCGGCCUCUGUCGAUGACCUUGUGGAUGGUUUUAGCUCCAAUGUUAUGACUCUUAUGGAUGCUAUUGCACCACUAAAGACCAAGGUUUUAUCUGGAAGGAAAAUGUCACCAUGGAGAAAUGCCAUGGCAGUGAGAUCCCAAAGAACAAAGUGUAGACAGGCCGAACGUAGGUGGCGAAAAACCAAACUACAGGUCCACUACGACAUCUACAAAGACAACCUCCGUAUCUAUAAUCAGGAAUUGAAAGGGGCAAGGCAGUCCUUUUUCUCAGAGGUUAUCAACAAAAAUAAUAAUUCCCGCACCCUGUUUGCUGUUGUCGAUAGACUGACAAACCCUUCAUCAUCAGUCCCUCCUGAGCUCCUGUCCAGCAAGUCGUGCAAUGGCUUUGCAGAUUUCUUCACCGAUAAAAUUCUGAAGAUAAGACAAACAAUGUCUAGCUCCACCUCAGGGAACAUGGCUUUGUCACCUAUGCCUCCAGAUUCACUAAUAAAUCUACAACAUUUUAAACUUUUAGAUUGUGUAUCUCUGACUGAAACUGUUCAACAGCUAAAGUCCACUACCUGCUGUCUUGAUCUGCUGCCCACAAUCUUCGUUAAAAAUAUUUUUAACAGUGUUGCACCAGAAGUACUGAACAUAGUAAACACUUCCCUUCAAUCGGGGCAUUUUCCCAAAGCCUUAAAAUCAGCAGUGAUCAAGCCCCUAUUGAAGAAGCCUAAUUUGGAUGCCUCAGCUAUGAGCAACUAUAGGCCCAUAUCUAAUUUAGCAUUUUUGGCAAAGAUUAUUGAAAGGGUAGUUUACCAACAAAUUUACAGCUCUAUGACCCAAAACAAUAUUUUUAAUAUUUUCCUGUCGGGAUUUCGGCCACAUCACAGCACCGAGACUGCACUCACUAAGGUCCUAAAUGACAUACAUCUAAACAGUGAUGCAUCAAAAGCUUCAGUUUUGGUACUUCUAGAUCUUAGUGCUGCUUUUGAUACAGUGGACCACAACAUACUGCUUGACAGACUGGAGAAGUGGGUGGGACUCUCUGGUUCUGUGCUGGACUGGUUCAAAUCUUACUUGAAAGAUCGGGAUUAUUUUGUUUCCCUUGGUAAUUUUGAAUCAGAACGUACAAAACACACAUGCGGGGUUCCUCAGGGCUCCAUUCUUGGACCCAUUUUGUUCCACAUUUAUAUGCUCCCCCUAGCUCAGAUCAUAGAGCAUUUUAACAUAUCCUACCACACUUAUGCCGAUGACACACAACUAUAUAUCGCAGUGUCACCACAUGACCAUAGUCCCCUACACUCACUGUGCCAGUGUGUCAAACAUAUCAAUGAGUGGAUGAACCAGAACUUCCUCCAGCUCAAUGCAAACAAGACAGAAAUUAUUGUCUUUGGUCCCAAAAAAACAAGGCUAGAGGUGAGUGCUCAACUCGACUCAAUUGCACUGAAAAUCACAGACAAAGCCAGAAACCUUGGUGUAGUUAUGGACUGGGAUUUGAAUUUUAACAGCCAUAUAAAGACCAUUACCAGAUCUGCCUAUUACCAUCUAAAAAAUAUUGCAAGAAUCAAGGGAUUUCUGUCCAAAGAAGACACUGAAAAACUUGUUCAUGCAUAUAUUUUUAGUAGGUUAGAUUAUUGUAAUGGCAUCUUUACAGGUCUCAAUAAAAAAUCAAUUAAACAACUGCAGCUUAUCCAAAAUGCCGCUGCCAGAGUCUUGACCAACACCAAGAAAAUGGACCACAUUACACCUGUCCUUAAAUCUUUGCACUGGCUCCCUGUGUGUAAGAGGAUAGAUUUUAAAAUUCUGUUACUGACCUACAAGGCACUGAAUGGUCUAGGUCCAAAAUACAUCUCUGACCUACUUGUUGUAUAUGAGGCGCCUAGACUCCUCAGGUCUUCAGGGACAGGUUUACUCUGUGUUCCCAGGGUCAGAACUAAAAAGGCUGAAGCAGCAUUCGGUUUUUAUGCUCCACACCUGUGGAACAAGCUCCCUGAACACCUUACGUGUGCACAGACUGUAAGCGCAUUUAAAUCAGGCCUAAAAACACUGUUGUUUACUAUAGCCUGUCCAUAACCCGACAUGCAGGUAAUCUUAACCGUCUAAUUUUAACCCUUUUAUGUGCUCUUUAAAAUCGUUUUAAUGUUUCAUUGACGUUGUUUUAUUAUUCAUACAAUUGUCGUAUUGCUUAUUUUGCAAUUUUUAAUUAUAGACUAUUUUAUUUUUUCUUUCCUGUAAAGCACCUUGAAUUGCUGUUUGCACGAAUGGUGCUAUACAAAUAAACUUGCCUUGCCUUGCCUUCAACAUUUAGCUGAAAGUAGCCCGUUUCAUUAGCACCCAAUAAAUCACACCAACAUUGAUGUCCAGUGGCCACACUGUGCUAUCCACUAUGUGGUUGCUCUCCCAUUGCUACUCAAACUGAAGUUCCUAAAGACACAAGACUGAUUUUGAGAGAUGGCUGCCAAGAUAUGAGAACCUGUCCACCAUUGAGAAUCUCAGACCAUGCACAAGGGUGUUUGCUCAUGCCUUCCUCCACAAGCCCAUGUGAUUUGCAAACUGCUCCAGACCUCACACUUGGCUUCCAUAAUAUUGCUACCCUUGUGCUUCUCACUUUUCCAUGGUUGGACCUUGUAAUUGAAAGUCAAAAACACUACGGAUGCUGAACAUCUCAAAUAAAAAACAAAAAUUGCUAGCAAUAUUCGGCUAGUCAGGCUACAUCUGGGGGAAGAGAAUUAGAAUUAACAUUUCUGAAAAAGAGUCCUCAACCUGAAACGUUAACUCUGUUUUUCAGACCUACUUGGUAAAUUUGUGGUCUAAUAGAAAGAUAGUUUUGUUUAGAGAUAGAGCAUGGAAACAGGC